GUCGCGCGACCUGUUGACCGUUGCUCUCAUAAAUUUACUGGCUUCUGUUCUCCGCUCGCAAACCAAACACAUCGGAGACCAAAGAGGAGUUUUUGCUGCCGGUUUGACAGCAUCUACAGAGCCAUGUCCGGUCUAAGUGGAAAAGUCCAGACAGUGCUGGGCCUGGUGGAUCCGAGCCAGCUGGGUCGCACCCUGACCCACGAGCACCUGACCAUGAGCUACGAGUGCUGCUUCUGCCCUACGGCUCCAGGGGAAGAGGCCAUGACAACUGCACCCAUGGAAAUGAAGAACGUGCACUGGAUCCAGCAGAACCCAUACAGCCACCGGGAGAACAUGCUGCUGUCCCAGGAGACGGAGGCCGUGCGGGAGGAGCUGCUGGCCUUCAAAAAGGCUGGAGGGGGUACCAUAGUGGAGAACACCACUACAGGUAUUGCUCGGAAUCUGCCCGUGUUGCGGCAGCUGGCCAAAGAAACAGAGGUGCACAUCGUGGCAGGGGCGGGAUACUACGUGGAUGUCACUCACUCGGCAGAGAUGAGGAAGAUGACGGUAGAGAAGCUCACUGAUGUUAUAGUGAAUGAGGUGCUGCAUGGGGCGGAUGGCACUGAUAUUCGCUGUGGCGUGAUUGGGGAGAUCGGCACCAGCUGGCCAAUCACAGACAGUGAAAAAAAGGUCCUUCGCGCAGCUGCCCAUGCCCAGACUCAGCUAGGCUGUCCAGUCAUCAUCCACCCAGGUCGGAACAACACUGCCCCCAAAGAGGUCCUCCGUAUCCUCCAGGAGGCUGGAGGAGAUGUCUCCAAAACUGUCAUGUCUCAUAUAGACAGGACCAUAUUUGAUGCUGCUGAGCUGCUGGAGUUUGCGAAACUGGGAAGCUACAUUGAAUAUGACCUCUUUGGCACAGAAAUGCUGAACUAUGUCUUCAACACAAAGGUAGACAUGCCGAGUGACAGCCAGAGGAUUCAAGCGCUGGCGUACCUAAUCAAAGAGGGCUAUGAGGACAAACUUGUCAUCGCUCAUGACGUCCACACCAAGAACCGUCUGACCAAGUACGGUGGCCAUGGCUACUCCCACAUCCUAAAGAACAUUGUGCCGAAAAUGCUUUCUCGGGGCAUUACCCAAAACCAGGUGGACAAAAUACUGAUUGACAACCCUAAACAAUGGUUAACCUUUAAAUAGACAAAGUAGAACCUGAAUGGAUCAUAAAUUAGCUAGGCCAAAGACUCUGUGAUCAGGUACUGAAACUGUUUAGUGCUUUAAGGCCCAGCACAGUUGUUUUUAACAUCUUUCAAUAAUAAAUAUUUUAUAGACAAUUUCAUAUAUUCCAAUUACUAAAUUUUUCCUAAAAAUGACCCUAAAUGGGUGUUUCGUAUUUCCCUUUUCUGUGUCACCUUUUACCAUUUUGCCAUGUGGGCGCAGAGCUCAGUGAAUAGCAUAUUCAUUAGAACCUCUUCAUUUAUAGACUCUGCAUCAAAUGUAGCAGCACAGUUCUUACUCACUAUCCUCAAACACAGUGCAGGGAACUACCUGCCACUAAGCCAACCCUACAAACUUGAACCUCAACCUAAAAAUCUUCCCAGCCUUGUAGCAGCAGUGUCUAUUUAGGGUCAGAUUCUACAGUUGUGUUAUCUAGUUAACUUAUACCCUCCAUCAGCUUGUUGGUCAGGAAUUUCUGAAUAAUUUAGUCAGUAGGAGUAGCCGUAUCUUGUACCAAAAAUAAUAAUAAAAUAAUAUGAACACUGUUUUUAAUCUGUAACAUCGUAUGUGCAAUCAGUACGACAGAUGACUUUCUUUGUUGUUAACUGAAGGUUUGUCGGCACACUGGCUGAUUAUGAGCCAUGACCAAUAUUAUUCAAAAGAAAAAAAAAAAGAAACAUGUCUUCCAUGUUACCUGCAGUAACAGCAGGUAUCAGGAAAGCUGUUUGAUUCAGCUUGAGUCAGCUGGCAAAUCCCGAGCUGUGCUGAGCUCAAUUUUUAAAUGAGUCUGCAGUAAAAGGCUCUCUACACACUACACACUCUCGUACAUGAUCCCUAGAGAGAAAUUUGGGCCAUUUUGGUCUCAUUAUGUGGAACUGAAUGCAGAGAGUGACCAUUCUCCCUCUUAUAACCGGAAACUGAGCAUUUGAAAACGUGUGCUAUUUUGUACUAGUUGCGUGUGGAGUGUGGGAGGGUGAGUUGAUUUCAUAGUUGAAUGAAUAUACAGUAAGUUAGUCUGUAAUUUGAUGUAGCCGAUUAGUUUACACCAAAUAAAGUGUAAUUUCAAAACAGUGGUUAUGGGGCAGUGUAAUGAUAUUUUAAAACUUCAGAAAUUACUUUAGGCCAUGGGUGCUCAAUCCUGCAGUGUGUCCCAAUUCAGGGGCUGGAUCCUUCGAAGGACACGGUCUACAAAGGCGUGUUCUUCGAAGGCUGCUUAGACCUGCAGAGGCUGAAACGAAAUGAGACGCUCAGCUCUACAGCGGAUUUUCUGUGUGCGUCACAGCACUGCUGUUCCUGCCCUUACCGCUGCACCACAAAACGCCGCUCCUGUCAACUUCUUUUAAAGUUCUUUAGAGAUGGAGCCCGAAACUUUGAUUUUAGUUGUUUAUUUUUUCAUUUAUUAGAGCUGGAGAUUCUUUACCGCCGGCUACUGAUGAGAUUUUUUUUUUUUAAUUAUUAUUAUUAUUAUUUUUUUUUUUUUACAUUUGUAUCGUUCACCAUUCGCCUCAGUUUAAACCCAAUACUUAUAUUUAUAUAUAUUUAACUUAUAUUUAAGAGUGUACUCUUCAGCCACCAUUCGCUCCUUUGUUGAUGCCGCCAUGUUCUCGAAUCCUCGCCGGCUUGCAAUGAACCUUAGGAUAUGUCGGCUGGCGAAGGAUUAACCCGUUGGAUCCUUCGUUGCCGUGGAAAAGAAGGACAUAUUUCUUGGCCGCAUAUGAAGGAGGCUUUGAAAUGGGACAGUCUAGUUGCACUGCUGUGACGCAAUCAGCCUUCAAAUGCAGCCUCCCAAGGACGCAGCCCCUGAGUUGAGACUCACGGCUGGUCUGGGAGAUCUACCACCCUGGAGAGAAACCCAACACACCUGGCUCUAAUAUUCAGAUGCUCCUGAAGGCCUUCAUUAACUGGAUGAGGUGUGUUUUGAUUAAAGCUGGAACUAAGCUGUGCAGGGUGGUAGAUCUCCAGAACCAGGAUUGGGCACCCCUUGUUCAGGGACUCCCCAGCACACAAUAAAUGUUGUGCUGUAUAAUCAGAGACUUCCUGGUAAUGUAAUGUUUUGAGUAAGAAAGGUAAAAUACUGUGCUGGGCCUUUAAUUAAAAUGAACUGCUUGUGAUAUUAGUAAUAUGUCUUUGUUAGCAACAUGGUAUAUUAAUGUUUGAUUUAUGCAACUGAAAGCUGUGGAUGAAGAUUCAUCUUUGGCAACUACAACGAAUCAUGCAGACCUAUAAAUUCAGUAAGUCCAAAAAUUUCACCCUGGCAACUCCAUAGACAUUAUUAAAUGGAAAGAAAUGAAAAGCAGCAUAAGAUUUAUGAUGUUUUGUGUAAUUCCAUGAGGAAAAGCCUUGAUUUGAUUAAUUAGCAGCCUCCGUUCAAUAAAACAAGGUCGUUUUAGUCAAAUUUGGGACUUACUGAAUUUCAAAUGGGCACAAAGAUGAAUGAGACAUCCUUUGAUUUCACAUAAAUGCCUUCUGAUAAUCCUCUUCACUCAGUGGGGCCUGAAAUAAUAAGGGAUAUUCAAAUCAAUGCGAUGUUUAGACUUUAACAAAGUGUAAUCUGUCAUUCUUGUAUACAAGGACGAAAGCCUAAUUAAAUAUGCAGCCUAACAAUAGCAAUAACUGUGCUUACUAACUGCAGGGAAAUAAACGAUGCUCAUCAUUUUGCAAAGUCAA
Messenger RNA from Colossoma macropomum (tambaqui), 3858 nucleotides. It is a transcript of the gene pter, whose product is annotated as phosphotriesterase related. The record is from RefSeq and is a predicted model, not a curated record. Bases 124 to 1173 code for a protein of 349 amino acids. NCBI's taxonomy places the organism in Eukaryota, Metazoa, Chordata, Actinopteri, Characiformes, Serrasalmidae. Gene Ontology annotation, molecular function: hydrolase activity, acting on ester bonds; zinc ion binding. The transcript has 5 exons. Gene Ontology annotation, biological process: catabolic process.